This is a messenger RNA of Drosophila biarmipes, 3891 nucleotides long. It is a transcript of the gene SoYb, whose product is annotated as putative ATP-dependent RNA helicase SoYb. The transcript has 3 exons. Bases 1 to 3789 code for a protein of 1262 amino acids. Gene Ontology annotation, biological process: germ-line stem cell division; transposable element silencing. The record is from RefSeq and is a predicted model, not a curated record. NCBI's taxonomy places the organism in Eukaryota, Metazoa, Arthropoda, Insecta, Diptera, Drosophilidae. Gene Ontology annotation, molecular function: nucleic acid binding; ATP binding.
AUGGAACCCCAACUAGGAGCUGGCCAAGGAGAACCCACUUCGAUAAGAUCAUCCAGCCAGUGUGAGGAUACACCAAAUUUUCUAAUACAGCGAGAUCAUGCCCGGAGCACUGAGUCUCCGGCAGGUGGUAAUAGGCACACAUUAACUCAUCCGGCCACCCAGCACCAGAAGUUGGAGGCGUUACUUCAGAAUCGUAAGCUCCAUAUCAUACCAGAAACCGGAAAGGUCCUGAGCAAGAUUCAAAGCAACAGCGAGCAGUCCAUUCAAACAGCCCAUGUCAACUGUACUGGACACACUGAUAAAGAGGAACCAUAUAAUAUGAACCUAUUAGAAAUAAAUAGUCAAGCGGAAAAACAAUGUGUAGGAUUGGAAUAUCAACCAGCUUGUUCUUCAAAGCUAAAGUUAUCAGCAGACAAUCAAAAGUGUGACCAAGGAGACCAUGGACAUGUUUCUAACUCGACAAAGCCAUCAAUAUCAUCAAAUAGUUUUACUGCACCUUUACAUCAAUCGUCUUCACCAAAAACUUCUCGUUCAGUUAAGUCUAAGAUAUCCGAGCCUAAAGCAACAAAUUCAACUGCACCUUCAAAUGGUAAUCAAGCUGGCCAUCUGAAUACUCGAACAGUAACCUUUUCGAUGGAGAAGUUGGAUCAGAUAUUUAAUGAAAUGCUUGGCAAGACAUCCUUUAGCAGCUCGAUACCAAGAACUGGAAACAAUCAACCGAAUCCGACGACUUCUAUGUCAACAACUUAUACCCCGGUCAACCAAUCGAAGGGUUCCCCAACCCAUUCAGUGCUGGCACAUAGCGCCGAGCCAGUGGAACCCGUAAGCAGUUAUAAGGAGCUACAUUUGUGCAAGGAAAUCCAGUUGGCCAUGAGUGACCUGAAUUUUCAUUCGCCACUGCCCACUCAAAUGUACGCCUGGCCACAUCUCGUGCAGGGUGGAUCCCUGGUGCUGGUGAAUGGCUCUGGCACGGGUCGUUCCUGGAGCUACCUUUCCGUAGUAUGCUCCUCGGUAUUGCGUUCCUUGCAGGAGGCUCCCUUCACCCUUAAGGAUCGCCUUGCUCCGGGUCCCCUGGCCCUGCUGGUCGCGGAUUCUGUGGAGAAUGCCAAGAAAUUGACUUCCCAUUGCGACUUUCUGAUGAGAGACUACCAAACCGAGUUCCCGAAAGUGGUCAAUACACACGCUUAUUCCAUGGCGGAUGUAUACCUUAUAUUACUGAACUCCUGCGGAGUUUUAGUAACAACAAAGAGCCAUUUGCUGGAUAUCUUGGUCAAUACAUUAAACCUGGUGGAUCUGACCAGAUUGCAGUUCCUGAUCUUCGAUGACUUUGAUCGCAUGCGCUUGGGGAAUGCCCAACUCCUCGACGAAGUGCUUGAGAAAGUUUAUAGCUUUGGUUGUCUGACGAUGCAGUUGAUCCUAGCAUCUCAGCAAUGGCAUUCAAAGAGAUUUAAGAAACUCUUAAAGCGAACGAAUAAACCACUUAUACUCUUUGGAGAUUUUUUCGAGGCUGCCCUGUACGGAGGUCUCAAAAUGAAAAUCACUUUAGGUAGUUCCGCCUUGAAGACCAAACAGCUCCUCGAGUUCCUGGCGGCCCAGGAAGAACCGAGACAGCGCACACUGAUAUACUGCAAAGAUCAGGUGGAGCUAGAUCACCUGAAGAUAGUUUUAAAACGAGGUGGCCAUCAAUGUGUGGGAAUUUUAAGAGCACAAAAUCAGGCACCGCACGAGUUGAUGCUGGUCAGCGAUAUUCAGCUCCAGGAACAGCUUCAAGUGAGAAACAUCGAAGUGCUCAUUCACUUCAGUCUUCCGGAGUCCUGGCUGAGACUCGCCAGUAGAUUCCAAACCAUGGCAGGCAGCAUACGUAACUUAUUUACCACACCACCGGAGGCCAAGCAACCUCCUUUGGUCACCUACUUAAUGAUGGACGAGAGUAACUCUAGGGAGUGGUCCCGCACUGUAAAAUUCCUUCAGGAUCAUGGCAUCGCCACGAACGAGUUGAUGUCCUCCAGCCAGCAGAAAAUGGAUGACAGUCUUCCCUACUGUCCACAUCUACUGAUCAGUGGAGAUUGCAACCAAAACCAGUGUAAUAAGCGACAUUACUAUGUUCGCACCGAUCUUCCGGAGCCUGGAAAUCCGGUUCAGCAAGAGGGAACAUUAAUACGCUGCAAGUUGUACAAAGCCUACGAUGCUGUUCAUAUGGCAGUGUGGCCCAUCGAGUAUAAGACCAAGGACUCGACCAGCUGGAUGAAAGUGCCGUAUCCCUCCAAUCCUCCGACAUUAGUGCUUAAAAUGAGCUUGGGAGUGCCAAAGAAGGUACACAGCCCGUGUAAUAUGAACGAUGUCUGUUUUGUGCUGUAUCAGGAAACCUGGAGGAGAGUGAGGAUUGUAGACAUACCUUCUAGAAGUCACGUCACUGUACAAUUCCUGGAUCAUGGCAGGGAGUUAGUGCAGGUUAAGCUGAGUGAGCUAAGGCAGUGUCCGGAGAAGUAUAGAACCCUACAGCCGCUGGCAUUGGAUAUUCGAUUGUCAGGGUUGGUUCCAGCAGGAGAAGAAGGAAAGUGGUCGUCGGACUCGAUUCAAUGGGUUCAGGAAAACUUUUAUGUGGUCGAGGGUCAGGUAAUGCAGAUAUGUGUGGAUUGCGCCGUUCUAGAUGUGGUCUACGUCAAGGAAAUCACCUUAAUUGAGGAAUGUCCAACGAUGCUGACGAGUGUAUACAAAUUCUGUUUAAGAAAAGAACUGCUUCGUCAAGGAUUCGCCAGAGUAGACAGCACAAGCAUCCAACAAUUGAGGCUCUUGCACAAACAUCAAAAACAGGAAAUGGAAAACUGGGAAGCCGACCAGGAAAUAUUUAGUUCGACAAGCAAGAGUACCGAUUUAGAGGAUAAGAAAAUCGAACUUUCUUCUCCCAAGGAAGUAUGCAAUGAAAUGGCCAAGGCAGCGAAGGAAAAAGAGAAACAGGAAGUUAAGGACGUAUCGAAAGAGAACUUUUGUGAAAGGGAUAAUGAGAACAUUGUCGAAAAACCAAUUAAGGAAAAACUGGCCCCAUUCGAUUCACCAAUAGACAGCACUACUGCUUUAUUAAACACCCUGAUUCACGAGCUGAACACUACAAGUCCUUCAAAGAAAAAGGACACUCAACUAUUUAUACACAACCUUAUUAACGGAGGGGAUAACCAGGACAUCCCUAACAGAAAGUCCUGUGCAAAACCUAUAAAACUAGUCAAGAAACUUGAAGUUAAUCAACAAGAGCCUUCGAAGGAACAAGUAACGCAGUCCUUGAACUGUGCCACAAGCUCAGGAGAAGUAGUGCAUCCCAGGGCUAAAUGGCACCAGACCCAAACGCAUAUCGAGCUAACCAUUGAGCAGCGAGUGCCAGAGUAUAAGCUCAUUCUAGAGGGAAACACUUUGAUCUACACCGUGACAGCUACUUCUCCUAAUCAACGAUGCAUCCUGAAUCUCCUGGGCGAGGUGAGGAUCGACAGGGAGAAGCAACAUGGUUACUAUCUACAUGUCAAGUUGGCCAAGGUUGGUUUACCAGUAUACUGGCCCACUCUUCUUAACUCGCUCUAUGCCCAACAACAUUCGCAUUGGCUGAUAUACGAUACUGAGCGUGCUCAGGAACCUCCACCAUCAAUGGGUUUGGUCCUUUGGGAAGGGUAUCUAAAUCGUGAGAAACGAAAUAUCCACUCCAAUCUAGAGGAAGAUGACUUCAAUUCUGCUUCGGACGUCUCUAUUGAACAGGGAGUGGAAUAUGGCAUCGGGGACGAGUCUAUAUUUGACGACUUUUAGGGUUACCACACAUAUUUUUCUUAGCUUUCUACAUCUUUUAUAAACUUGAAUUUAAUUAUCUGUUUUCUUUAUACUUCAAAUUAAAUUUCUUUAUAUCAUUUA